AUGUUGCCCGCACCAGCCUCUCAGGUGCGCCAAAACUACCACCCCGACUGCGAGGCCGCCGUCAACAGUCAAGUCAACCUGGAGCUCCACGCCUCCUACGUGUACCAGUCCAUGGCCUUCUACUUCGACCGCCACGACGUGGCCUUGAAGCACUUCGCCCGCUUCUUCCUGGUCCGCUCCCAGGAGCAGAGGGAGCGAACCAAGGGCCUGAUGCGCCUGCAGAACCGUCGCGGGGGCCGUUUCUCUCUCCGAGACAUCAGGAAGCCGGAACGCAGCAAUUGGGAGAGCGGCCUCAGGGCCUUGCAAUGUGCCUUGCUCCUGGAGAAGCGCGUCAACCAGAGCCUGCUCGACCUGCACCAGCUGGCCACCGACAAGAGGGACCCCCAACUGCGUCACUUCCUGGAGACUCACUACCUCAGCCGGCAGGUGGAUUUCAUCAAAGAGCUGGGGAAUCAUGUCACCAGCCUGAGCAAGAUGGGGGCCCCGGAUGUCGAAAUGGCAGAGUACCUCUUUGAGAGGCUCAUCCUGGGUGACGGCGACAAGAAGAACUGA
Hippopotamus amphibius kiboko is the source of this 552-nucleotide messenger RNA. RefSeq names its product ferritin heavy chain-like. Gene Ontology annotation, cellular component: cytoplasm. NCBI's taxonomy places the organism in Eukaryota, Metazoa, Chordata, Mammalia, Artiodactyla, Hippopotamidae. Gene Ontology annotation, biological process: iron ion transport; intracellular iron ion homeostasis. The record is from RefSeq and is a predicted model, not a curated record. Gene Ontology annotation, molecular function: ferric iron binding; ferrous iron binding. Bases 1 to 552 code for a protein of 183 amino acids. The transcript has a single exon.